Messenger RNA from Trichoplusia ni (cabbage looper), 2063 nucleotides. RefSeq lists its product as uncharacterized. Lineage: Eukaryota; Metazoa; Arthropoda; Insecta; Lepidoptera; Noctuidae. Bases 1362 to 1829 code for a protein of 155 amino acids. The transcript is spliced from 2 exons. The record is from RefSeq and is a predicted model, not a curated record.
AAGCCUUAUAAUAAAAUUCUCAUUAAAUCGCCAACGUCACUGAACGAAUUGAUAUUUAGAAGUAUUCUCCACAUCCAAAUAUUAUUACUCCAAACGCCGAAUGGAUUGCCGUAGAUUUCGAUAAAGCCAUGAAAAUAUAAACUUUAAAGCUAUUCUCAGAGAGUUUAUCUUCAAUAACCUAUCCUGCAAUACUCAACACAGUAAUAAACCGGUGGGCCGACUUUACUAGUGUGAGUGCUGUCCCCCCGAAUGGGGAACGACACACUCGCACAAUAUAAAGCCUGGUUCAGAGAACGUGGAAUAUUCGCGACUCACUAGCGAUUAUUUCAUCUAAUGUACUAUGUAAUAUCUACUACUACUAGACUAAUGGCCGAUUCCAAUAACGUAUCCUCAGUAACCGAUAUCUUGUUAUGAACGAUAAAUAGUAGACUUCUAUCUAUCCUUAUUUUGCGUUCCACAUGUGACGAUAACGUCUAUCGAGACAUCGACAUCUGUAGAUAAGCUCAACUAUCCAGCCCUCCCAAACGUUUUGUUACUACAAAAGCUACAAAAAAAGCAACGUCGAAACAAAUAUUAUUUCAUAUAACUUUUCUAUAAAACAAUACAAAUUGAUCGAAUUUAAGCAUUGGAUAUAUCUUUAUGCUAAAAUAUUUUUUUCUUCAUAGUUAUGUUUCAUUGUCAUUAUUUUAUCAAACAAAUAUUUGGCGCAUAAAACGGAAGUACGAAACGUAGUCAAGUGUCAAUUUAACUAUUCAAGUUUGAAGUUUCAAAUUUUCAACCGUCAACGCUACCGCUCCUAUUGUUGUGAUAUCAAGUUUUUUUUACAUUAUAAUGAGCACUGUAAGUAUUACCAGACAUUAUUAUAUACGUGCCUAUACAAGUGACGGAGGCUUUUUAGUAAAUUACCCACGAAAUUAUCUUGCAAACUAAAUAAACCUCGGAACAAUAUUUUUUUGUCUUUCUUUACAUAUAAUUAGGAUCAACACUGUAUUUAAUAUUUGUUUGGUUUUCAGACAAAAGGUCCUUUAGCUAAAGAUGAGGUGGCCUUGCUAAUUGACCUUAUUGAAGCUAAUAAGGUGAUUACAAGCAAGGCUACAAACGCUGCCAAUAAUCAGCUUAAAGAAGCUGCCUGGACUAAAAUUACAGGAGCAUUCAAUGCAUCUGUAUCAAGUUACCCGCGAAGAACAGAGCAACUUAAAUUGAAAUGGGAGAAUUUAAAAAAAACUGCUCGUAAAAGAUCUACCAAAAUUAGGAUGAACCAAAUUAAGGUAGUCAUUUCGUCCUUACUCUUGUGUAUUUUUAUAUACAUAGAUGACAUCUAGGUAUAUAAAAAUGAAUCAACACAUUGUGUUAAUAAUAUAAUGUAUCUACACUUGCAGACAGGUGGUGGCAAGCCAGAAUACAUUCCACCAGAUGAUGCACUGGACAGAGUGGCAUCCAUUUUAGGUGCAACAUGUGAGGGUUACACUGUAUCAUUUGGAGGAGAUGCUGAGGUGACGGUAGAUUCCGAGGUGACGGUAGAUUCCGAGGUUUUGAAUGAUGGUGGUGUCGAAAAUGAGAUUGAAUCAUCAGGGAAUAUCCAACAGCUGGUUGUGACAAGUCCGAAACCAAAGAAAUUCUUUUUUAAAUCUCCCAGUGGCAAGAAUAUUAAUAAAGAAAAACGUAGGCUACUGGAUGAUGACAUAAGGACUCGAGCUGCACGAAAUCAAGCUAUUGCUGAUUAUUAUAUUACUAAAAAGAAGAAAUUAGAAUUAGAAAUAGAACACAUGGAAUUAACAAAUAAAAAGUUAAAAUUAGACUUAGAGCAAAAUAAAGAAGUAUUAAAAUAAAGUUUUGUUUUUCUUUAUUGAAUGAACUUACAAUUACACUUCAAUUCACAGUUAUUCACUCAAAUCAAAUCUGGAACAAAUAAAAUAUACCUAACAUUAAUCAUGUAUGUGUCAUCAUGCAUGCAGUUAUUGAAAUGAAAGACAUGGGAUCACAAAUAACUUACUCUCCAAAGUAAUUGUUUAUCAAGUCUUGUCGCUCAUCAAUAUUAUUGUCACUAGGUUCAUGUAACACCA